AUGACGAUCUGUACUUAUAACACACGAACGCUUGCAUCGGAAGCGGUCAUCGAAAAUCUGAUGAUGCAAGCGAGGAAGUUUAAGUACGUCGUCAUCGGACUGACCGAGACGAGACGACGCCACCCACUGAGCGCCGUAUACGAAACCGGAGAAGAACUGUUCUCAGGAACGUGCGACAGCAGUGGUGGUGGAGUUGGCGUGCUUGUCAACACGAGUAUGGCAAAGAACAUCGACUAUCUCGAGCAACCUAAGAUCCGAAUCGGACAUCUGCGUAUAAGAAAAUGUAGUCGUCAGAUUUGA
Molecule: messenger RNA, 300 nt
Organism: Necator americanus (New World hookworm)
Lineage: Eukaryota; Metazoa; Nematoda; Chromadorea; Rhabditida; Ancylostomatidae
Exons: 1
Coding region: 1-300 (99 amino acids)
Source: RefSeq, a predicted model, not a curated record